Fibroporia radiculosa is the source of this 669-nucleotide messenger RNA. RefSeq lists its product as uncharacterized. Lineage: Eukaryota; Fungi; Basidiomycota; Agaricomycetes; Polyporales; Fibroporiaceae. The transcript has 2 exons. The record is from RefSeq and is a predicted model, not a curated record. The coding region runs from base 1 to 669 and encodes 222 amino acids.
AUGUCUGACCCGGAUGUCUCGAUGGACAGCAACGUCUCCAUGUCCGACAUGAGCAUGAUCUCCGCCGACGACAGCAAUGUCAGCAUGGUGGACAAAGACUUUCUGACCAGGCUGGCGGAAGAUAGCUCAAACACCGCUGACCCCCUGCCCCUCUCCUCCGAGGCACUCAAAACGGCCGAGAUCACGGAGCAGCUUCUGCGCGCAGACCGCGGGGUCCGCCUGCGUGCGCUGUGCCGCGCUCUCCCCGCGUGCCCGCCAGAGUGGCUCCAUAACAGCCUGAUAGCAUUAGCGCAAGCGGACUCGAGCUCCGAGGCCGCCUUGUCGGCGAUGCUGCUCACCGUGAAGCACCGCCCGAGCCGUCGUGGCGUGCCGGCGGAUGGCGACGUUGUGCCCCGAUGGGACACAUGUGGGCACUGUCGCACUGUGUAUGACGCAGGUCGCGAACGCCUGAUGGGAGAGUGCAGAUAUCACCCAGGUGCGCUCUGCGACGACGACGAGAGGAUCGCGAGCUGGAGUGAAAUCUAUGAAGACUCGCGGGCGAGGAGAACGUCGUCGCUCAAACUUGGCCAGCUGCUGUGGACCUGUUGCGGGCUCGCAGGCGAUGCGAGAGGAUGUGUGGUAAGCCAACAUCAUCCCAAGCGCGUUUCUCGUCCACAGAUGCCAACAUGA